This is a messenger RNA of Fusarium keratoplasticum, 1365 nucleotides long. RefSeq names its product MFS domain-containing protein. The transcript has a single exon. Gene Ontology annotation, molecular function: transmembrane transporter activity. Gene Ontology annotation, biological process: transmembrane transport. NCBI's taxonomy places the organism in Eukaryota, Fungi, Ascomycota, Sordariomycetes, Hypocreales, Nectriaceae. Bases 1 to 1365 code for a protein of 454 amino acids. The record is from RefSeq and is a predicted model, not a curated record.
AUGGGGAACCAAGAGGAGGCUUCGGCUGCUCCAGAGGCAGAAUCUCAACGAAACGCAUCGCCAUCUACCGAAGCACCUGAUGGAGGUUAUGGAUGGGUCGUCACGACAUCGGUGGCCGUCGUCAACGGUCACUCUUGGGGCAUCAGCGCAGCCUACUCGGUGUUUUUGGCUCACUACCUGAAAGAAGACACUUUCCCCGGCGCGACGGCACUCAUGUAUGCAACUGUCGGUUCCCUGAGCGUUGGUGUCAUGAUGCUCAUCUCGCCGCUUGUCACCAUUAUCGUUCGGGAGAUUGGGACAAGACCGACCAUGGUCAUAGGUGCCAUUCUCCAAGCUCUCAGUCUCGUCUGCGCAAGUCUUUCGACGAAAAUCUGGCAUCUCUUCCUAUCACAGGGCGUUUUAUUCGGCAUUGGCAUGGGACUGCUUUUCCUACCUUCUUAUGGCAUCAUCUCUCAAUGGUUCACGAAACGACGCGCCUUGGCAAACGGUAUCGCCAUCGCAGGCGCAGGACUCGGAGGUCUCACGUAUUCGCUUGCCGUCGGGGCAAUGAUCCGCACCAUGAGUUUGGAAUGGGCGUACCGAAUCCUCGCCAUUGUCUCUGCAGUGGUAAAUAUCGUCUGUUCGCUCCUCAUCAAGACACGAUACGGUGCUACGGGGGCGCGGCAACUUGCCUUUGAUACCUCGCUCCUAAAGAGAAAGGAGUAUCUAUGGAUCUUGGGCUUCGGUGCGUUUAGCAUGCUUGGAUACUUCGUCCUCAUCUUUACGCUUGCAAACUACGCCAACGUGAUUGGACUCAACUCUUCCAAGGCUUCCAUGAUUCCCGCCUUCUUCAUGCUGGGCCAAGCCAUCGGCCGGCCUUGUCUUGGAUGGCUCAGCGAUCGAUACGGUCGGCUCAAUAUGACGACCCUCAUGACUUUUAUGACGGGCGUCUUCUCACUCGCAAUCUGGGUAAACGCCAAAACGUUUGGGGUACUCAUCACGUUCGCUCUCGUCGGAGGACUUUCGGCUGGCAUAUUCUGGGUCAACGCAGCGCCCGUCAUCGUCGAGGUAAUGGGCAUCGAGAACCUCGCAUCUGGAUUGAGCAUCCUCUGGGUAGCAAUGGUCAUCCCUUCAACAUUCAGCGAACCGAUUGCGGUGGAAAUUUAUUUAGGUACGGGAAGUUACCUUGGGGCGCAGCUGUUUACGGGCUUCAUGUUUGUAGCUGCGUCUUUGUGCAUGUUGGUCUUGCGCGGAUGGCAGAUUAACAGAGGGAGGAGAAAUGAUGACGGGACAUGGACAUGCUUCGAGGAGAACGGCGGCGAAAGGAAAGAAGCUGGGCAGAAGACGGUGUCGUUGCUCAAGUGCUUCAAGUGGGAAAAGGUGUAA